CGAACAUUAAGAGCUCAUAUUUAUGACAGCGGCAUAUUUGUGUUCACACCAUCGUCGACAAAGGGUCAUGAAUUUCUAUCUCGGAAUAGUUCUAGCCGCAGCAAUUGCUGCUGUCUAUUCGACAAGUUGCAAGCAUGGUGACGUGAGCAUGUGUGGUGGUCUUAAUUGUACAGAUGAUAGCAUGGUGGUUGGCUGCGAGCACGAAGUAUGCACAUGUGUUAUGGACACAAGUGGCGGCAACGGAAACGAUUGUAUGGAUAUAGGUGACUGUCUAGGAAGAGAGCAUGAGCUUCACUGUAAACAUGACGAAGAAGCACACUGUCUUGACAGAAUGUGUGCGUGCUUAAAGAUGCCACACCAUGGUUAACCAUCAUUUAAUAUUGCAUUAGGAUAUUUCAAUUGAUAUAUAAUAAGAUAGUAUUUUGCAUGAAAUAAAAGUGAAUACUU
Ruditapes philippinarum (Manila clam) is the source of this 447-nucleotide messenger RNA. RefSeq lists its product as uncharacterized. NCBI's taxonomy places the organism in Eukaryota, Metazoa, Mollusca, Bivalvia, Venerida, Veneridae. The coding region runs from base 23 to 367 and encodes 114 amino acids. The transcript is spliced from 3 exons. The record is from RefSeq and is a predicted model, not a curated record.